CUCUUCUUAACUCUUUAUUAGUCCGGGCUAGGGUUUGGGUGCUGUCCUCGAACCUCUCGCUCGCCCUGUUGUCGAUGGCGAUCACCUUCUCCGAUCUCCACACUGAGGCUGGUCUGAAGUCCCUCGAGGAGUUCCUUUCUGGGAAGAAUUACAUCUCUGGGGAUCAAAUCACCAAAGAUGAUGUAAAGGUCUUCGCUUCAGUGUCUAAAAAUCCUGGCGAAGGGUUUCCCAGUGUGGGACGUUGGUACGAGACGGUUUCUUCGGCCCUUGCCUCAAGGUUCCCCGGCAAACCUCUUGGGGUGAAAGUUGUAGGCCAAGGUGCACUGGUAGCUUCAGAGCCUGUUGUGGAGGCUAAAAAGGAGGCAGCAGCAGAGGGGGAUGAUGACGAUGACCUUGAUCUCUUUGCUGAUGAAACCGAAGAGGAAAAGGAAGCAGCACAAGAGCGAGAAGCAGCUGUAAAGGCAUCCUCAAAAAAGAAAGAAAGCGGCAAAUCUUCUGUCCUGCUGGAUGUAAAGCCCUGGGACGACGAAACAGACAUGAAGAAGCUUGAGGAGGCUGUCCGCAGCCUUCAAAUGGAAGGCCUUCUCUGGGGAGCAUCUAAACUUGUGGCUGUUGGUUAUGGCAUAAAGAAGCUACAAAUUAUGCUAACCAUUGUUGAUGACCUUGUUUCGGUUGAUGACCUGAUCGAGGAACAUCUCACCGUAGAACCUGCUAACGAAUACAUUCAAAGCUGUGAUAUCGUGGCCUUCAACAAAAUCUAAACUCUCAGUAAUCUUUUUGAGAGUUCCAUUUUUACUGGACGGUAGGUAUUUCAGUGUUGAUUUUUUCCCCCUUGCAGCCCAGCAGCAUCCAUAUAUCUUUGGACUUGAAGAAGAAAAUAGAGACAUAUCCUGACUCAAUUAUGGGAAGGUUUUCCAAUUGAUUUAAGUAUGGAUGGAUGUCUUAUUUAUUUGGUCUUUAUCUUUACUCGUCACCCUCUCUUCUUCUUUGCUGUUCAAUGAUCUGUGAUUCUGAUUUGUCA
Molecule: messenger RNA, 1021 nt
Organism: Dioscorea cayenensis subsp. rotundata (Guinea yam)
Lineage: Eukaryota; Viridiplantae; Streptophyta; Magnoliopsida; Dioscoreales; Dioscoreaceae
Product: elongation factor 1-beta-like
Exons: 6
Coding region: 75-761 (228 amino acids)
Biological process (GO): translational elongation
Cellular component (GO): eukaryotic translation elongation factor 1 complex; cytosol
Molecular function (GO): guanyl-nucleotide exchange factor activity; translation elongation factor activity
Source: RefSeq, a predicted model, not a curated record